AUGCCAACACCUCCUUCCGAAGAGUCCUCCGACGCGGAAAAGGCCCCGAUUCUGCGGCUCCCGCCUGAAAUCAUACACUCGAUCCUAUCCCAUGUCUCGGCAUUGGACCUCGCCCGUGUCUCGGCUACCUGUCGAUUUCUCGCGGAGCAUGCUGCCUACGAUUUUCUCUGGGCGGAUUUUAUCAACUCGUACUUGCCAACGAAAAUCCACGACCCGGGCCCUUUUGACUCGUACCGUAGUCUCUACAUUGCCCACCACCCGUGUUGGUUCAUCCCGCAGAAGCGGGUGUGGUUUUCGGAUACCGAACAUACGGGGAAUUUGAUUCUGGCCCGCUACGAUCAUCGACGGGGAGUCAUUGAGGCCUAUCGUGUCAUUGCAGAAAGACGCAGCCAUCAGUUUCAGAUGUGGGACUGGAAUCCGGAUGUCAUUGUCCAAACCUUCUAUCCCAAGGCCAGUCUCUGGCUGGACGACCCUGUCCUUCUUCUGAGAAAUCCACGGGGGCAGCGGCAUUAUCUGAAUGGCGAAACGCGCAUGCCCAUGGCUCUUGAGACGCAGCAUGUUUUCAACGCCUUCUCGCUAUGCUCCGCGGAGAACCCGUCUGACGCGGAUCCCAACAAUCUGUGGCCACCACCUACCAUCCCGAGUGACCACCACGUCUACCGAGAUGUAGAACCUCAUUUGGCAAAUGGAACCUGGCGCCCUCCGAAUCUGGACACGAUGUCCGAACACGCGUUCCGGAUCAGAAGAUGGGCCCAUUUCCGUCUUGGUAUGCCCAUCUUCACGGCAGGCCGGAGUGAAACUUUGUCAACCUACUCAACCCUUGAUCCCAGCCUAUAUACUCCUACACGGGAGAAACCCUACCAGGGGAUCUGGGUUGGGGACUAUUCUGCACAUGGCUGCGAGUUUUUGCUCUUUUUGCAGCGUGACAUAGAGGGCGGCCAUCUUGAAGAACCGCCAUCUGACGAUGAUGAAAUUAUUCAUCGAGGUAGUUUCGAGGCGGUCAAGCUGACAGGGGACCCGAACGUCCCGCGGGGUGAGAUAUCCUUCGCUUCAAACGACAUCGGCCCUGCCGGUUUUGUUCGCACUGCAAACGAAUCCCUCUUCCAAGGAGCUAGGAUCGUGAGGAGCCGAGGCCAUGUGGCUGGUCUCGGAUUUAGGGACGAUUCCUUCAUUGAUUCUCAACUUAUCCUUAUAUCACCCGAUUGUAUAGCCCACUACUGGGAGACCAUGGGGCACAUCUCUUAUUACCGUCGUCUUGACAUCGACGAACUGCUAAAGAUAUGA
This is a messenger RNA of Aspergillus steynii IBT 23096, 1284 nucleotides long. RefSeq names its product F-box protein. The record is from RefSeq and is a predicted model, not a curated record. Lineage: Eukaryota; Fungi; Ascomycota; Eurotiomycetes; Eurotiales; Aspergillaceae. Bases 1 to 1284 code for a protein of 427 amino acids. Gene Ontology annotation, molecular function: protein binding. The transcript has 2 exons.